CCCCGCCGCCCGCCCCGGCCCGGAACAUGGCUGCGCGCCCCGCCGCCACCCUCGCCUGGUCGCUGCUGCUCCUCUCCUCGGCCCUGCUCCGCGGCGGCUGCCGGGCGCGCUUCGCCGCCGAGCCGGACUCGGAGGACGACGAAGAGGAGGCGGUGGCUUUUCCCGAGUCGCCCUUGCAGAGACCCACGGUGCUGGUGGCCGUCCUCGCCCGCAACGCUGCGCACACGCUGCCUCACUUCCUCGGCUGUCUGGAGCGGCUGGACUACCCCAAGAGCAGGAUGGCCAUCUGGGCAGCCACUGAUCACAAUGUGGAUAAUACGACUGAAAUACUCAGGGAGUGGUUAAAAAAUGUACAGAGACUCUAUCACUAUGUGGAGUGGAGGCCUAUGGAUGAACCAGAGUCUUAUCCUGAUGAAAUUGGACCAAAGCAUUGGCCAAGCUCCCGGUUUGCCCAUGUGAUGAAAUUACGACAGGCAGCCCUUCGAACUGCGAGGGAAAGAUGGUCAGACUACAUCCUGUUCAUAGAUGUCGACAAUUUCCUGACUAAUCCACAGACCCUCAGUCUAAUGAUUGCAGAAAACAAAACCAUUGUGGCCCCCAUGCUGGAGUCUCGGGGAUUGUAUUCUAAUUUCUGGUGCGGAAUCACACCUCAGGGCUUCUAUAAACGGACCCCAGACUACGUUCAGAUUAGAGAGUGGAAGCGGACGGGCUGCUUCCCUGUGCCCAUGGUCCACUCCACCUUCCUAAUCGACCUCAGGAAGGAGGCCUCUGACAAGCUGACCUUCCACCCCCCACACCAGGACUACACCUGGACCUUUGAUGACAUCAUCGUCUUUGCCUUCUCCAGCAGGCAAGCAGGCAUCCAGAUGUACCUCUGCAACAGAGACCACUAUGGCUACCUGCCCAUCCCCCUGAAGCCCCAUCAGACGCUGCAGGAAGACAUCGAGAACCUCAUCCACGUGCAGAUAGAAGCAAUGAUUGACCGUCCUCCAAUGGAACCCUCCCAGUUUGUCUCAGUUGUUCCUAAAUAUCCAGACAAGAUGGGAUUUGAUGAGAUUUUCAUGAUAAACCUCAAACGCAGAAAGGACAGGCGGGACCGGAUGCUGCGCACACUGUACGAGCAGGAGAUUGAGGUCAAGAUUGUUGAGGCUGUGGAUGGAAAGGCACUCAACACAAGUCAACUGAAAGCCAUGAAUAUUGAAAUGCUGCCUGGUUAUCGAGAUCCCUACUCCUCCAGGCCUCUAACCAGGGGUGAAAUCGGCUGCUUCCUUAGCCAUCACUCUGUAUGGAAAGAGGUAAUUGACCGAGAACUGGAGAAGGCUCUUGUUAUUGAGGAUGAUGUGCGUUUUGAGCAUCAAUUUAAGAGGAAGCUGAUGAAGCUGAUGGAUGACAUUGACCAGGCUCAGCUGGACUGGGAACUGAUUUAUAUUGGUAGGAAGAGGAUGCAAGUAAAAGAGCCAGAGAAGGCGGUACCCAAUGUGCUAAAUCUGGUUGAAGCUGACUACUCCUACUGGACCCUAGGCUACGUCAUCUCUCUGGAAGGAGCACAGAAGCUGGUUGGAGCCAAUCCUUUUGGGAAGAUGCUGCCAGUGGACGAGUUUCUGCCAAUCAUGUACAACAAGCAUCCUGUAGCCGAGUACAAGGAGCAUUAUGAAUCCAGGGACUUGAAGGCCUUCUCUGCAGAACCCUUGCUCAUCUACCCCACACACUACACAGGCCAGCCGGGGUAUCUGAGUGACACAGAAACCUCGACCAUCUGGGACAAUGAGACAGUGGCCACCGACUGGGACAGGACACAUUCCUGGAAGUCCCGGAAGCAAGGUCACAUUCACAGCAAUGCCAAGAACACAGAGGCACUGCCGCCGCCAACCUCCCUGGACACUGUGCCUUCGAGGGAUGAGCUGUAAAGGCUUCCGGGAAGUGUGACCCACACCGGUUCAUCAUCCUUUGGUUUUUCUAAAGGGCUACUCAUCUGUUUGCUCCAGUUGUUUUUUCCCCCAGUGGUCACAGUCAUCUAACCAAAGUGGUCUGAUGUGAUUGAUCAAAAUUAAUAUAUUUUUGACGAUGGAGGGGAAUAGGGAAUUUAAACCCAAAUUUCCUAAGAUGGCUAAAAGAUAAGCUUUAUGGGACACCCAGGUCUUCAGUUUUCAUGUGAUACUGCCUCAUACAAAAGCCACAUACGUGGCUCAGAGUCUUGUCCAGCAGAAGGUGAUCACCAAGCUGUCACAUUGGUAACUGGGGAGUCAAGACAGCCAAGCCAACCGGCCCACAUUUAUUGGUCUUAGUUGGUCCAUUUUAUGUGACAGAUGUGACCUUGGAAUAUCAUAUUAAUUGGGCUUUUUAUUUAAAGGAAUUCUGUCAUAAGCCUUAAUGCAAAGUGGAUUGUUUAAUAGGGGUGGGUAUUUGGGUCUGGCUGAGACUUGGCCCUUGACCAUCAUGGCAAUUGGAGAGCUCAUAAAGAAGUGUCCGGUUUGCCAGUGGAUAUAAUUUGGUAGAUUUUUGAGGAUUUGUGUAGAUAUUUGAGGAAAAGAGAACUCAACCGUUGGCCUUUUCUUAUGGUGGCCACUGGAGUCAGGACGCUCUAUUUAUAAAGACAAACGUAAUAAUCGGGGUGGGUGCGGGCGUGUCUCUGCCCGGGUUGCUGCUUCAGCAUUCCACACUCUCUGCUGCGCCCCUUAGCCUGGGAACGACCCGCAGAUGUGAGUUUUAUGAGUCACUGAUAACAGACAGAGCACAUCUGCAAGCCAGCACCUGUCCUUGCCUGGGUUUUUCAUUAUAUUUUGAAUUAUUUAUUUUACAAAAUGUGGGGGAAAUAUUGCCUGCAGGAUAAGGCAGAGAAACAGAGGUUGCGAGCUUUCGGUGCCCCAUGGGGAGGGGUCAGUGUGGACACGUUGGUUCAACGAUCUGAUUUUCCUGAAUUUCCCAGCCUGACUCUUGCAGGGAGUCCUGUUGAUGGGCGAUUCUGACCAUUUGGAAAGAAAUGAUUCUCCAUCUAAGGUGAGAGACCUCGGUCAAAAACAACGGGCAAGUCAACCUAUUUAGGCCAAUAACCAGGGAAGCUCUCAGAAUCCUGGGCAGACACCCUUUCUCCAAAGAUGUCCCCUAAAACUCCUUUCUGCUUUCUGCAUAGAUUGAUUUUACAUAAAAUGCAGAGUUGGACUCAAGCGUAAAAUUUUGCUUCCAGAAAUACCCCCCACCCCACCCCGAGGCGUCCCGUGCACGCAUCCUUCUCUCUCAGUGUUUGUGCACCUCGGCAGCCAUGUGGUGGAGGCUCUG
Cynocephalus volans (Philippine flying lemur) is the source of this 3276-nucleotide messenger RNA. RefSeq names its product procollagen galactosyltransferase 2. NCBI's taxonomy places the organism in Eukaryota, Metazoa, Chordata, Mammalia, Dermoptera, Cynocephalidae. Gene Ontology annotation, molecular function: procollagen galactosyltransferase activity. The transcript is spliced from 12 exons. The record is from RefSeq and is a predicted model, not a curated record. Bases 27 to 1907 code for a protein of 626 amino acids.